Molecule: messenger RNA, 1731 nt
Organism: Chaetura pelagica (chimney swift)
Lineage: Eukaryota; Metazoa; Chordata; Aves; Apodiformes; Apodidae
Gene: RCOR1
Product: REST corepressor 1
Exons: 11
Coding region: 1-1212 (403 amino acids)
Biological process (GO): regulation of transcription by RNA polymerase II; negative regulation of DNA-templated transcription
Cellular component (GO): histone deacetylase complex; transcription regulator complex
Molecular function (GO): transcription corepressor activity
Source: RefSeq, a predicted model, not a curated record
AUGGAGUCCAAGGAACUUGUGGGAUCAAGGGCACAUGGGGUCCUGGCGGCAUGGGGUUCUGGGGACAGGGGGUCCUGGGCGUAUGGGAUCCAGGGGAUAGGGGGUCUUGGGGCCAAACUUGCAAGACGAAGUCAGGAGAGAGAGAAUCUCGGCAUGCUGGUCUGGUCACCUAACCAGAAUCUGUCUGAAGCUAAAUUGGAUGAAUAUAUUGCCAUUGCUAAAGAGAAGCAUGGAUACAACAUGGAGCAGGCCCUUGGGAUGCUGUUCUGGCACAAGCACAACAUUGAAAAGUCUUUGGCAGAUCUGCCAAAUUUUACUCCAUUCCCAGAUGAGUGGACAGUGGAAGACAAGGUCUUGUUUGAACAGGCCUUCAGUUUCCAUGGGAAAACCUUUCACAGGAUCCAGCAGAUGCUUCCUGACAAAUCAAUAGCCAGCCUGGUGAAAUUUUACUACUCUUGGAAGAAGACAAGGACUAAAACUAGUGUGAUGGACCGUCAUGCUCGUAAACAGAAAAGGGAACGUGAGGAAAGUGAGGAUGAAAUGGAGGAAGCAAAUGGAAAUAACCCUAUUGAUAUUGAAGUUGAACAAAACAAGGAGAGCAAAAAGGAGGUGCCGCCCGCUGAAGCCGUUCCUCAAGUGAAGAAGGAAAAGCACAGUACACAGGCCAAGAACAGGGCAAAGAGGAAACCUCCCAAAGGAAUGUUCCUUUCCCAAGAAGAUGUGGAAGCUGUUUCUGCCAAUGCGACAGCUGCUACCACUGUGCUCAGACAACUGGACAUGGAAUUAGUCUCAAUCAAACGACAGAUUCAGAAUAUCAAGCAGACAAACAGCGCGCUCAAAGAAAAACUUGAAGGUGGUAUAGAACAAUACAGACUUCCAGAGGUUGUUCAGAAAUUUAAUGCACGUUGGACCACAGAUGAGCAGCUUCUUGCUGUGCAAGCAAUCAGGAAAUAUGGCCGAGACUUUCAGGCUAUCUCUGACGUGAUUGGAAACAAAUCUGUGGUGCAAGUGAAAAACUUUUUUGUAAAUUACCGACGUCGUUUCAACAUAGAUGAAGUUCUACAGGAGUGGGAGGCAGAGCAUGGCAAAGAGGAGACAAACGGAACCAAUAGCCAGAAGCCUGUAAAAUCCCCUGAUAAUUCCACUAAAAUGUCCGAAGAGGAAGAUGAGGCUACUUCUGUUCUUGAUGUCAGAUAUGCAUCUGCUUCGUGAGAAGGUGCUGUAGCCUAGAACAAUUUGUGUUGACUACUGUGUUAUCCAGGAUAUCAGGUAUUAGCAAACCUCAGACAGCCAUCUGCAUCAUAUCUGUGGACAAGCAGCUAUUACCAAAAAAAGGCAAACGCUUCCAGUCCUGUGCUACAUCUGCCUUAAUCUCCCCUCAUUCCUCCAUACUGCCUCCACUUUCUUUCAAAAGCACCCAGGUAGCUCAGUUCUCCAUUUCAUCAACGUCCUGCUUAAGCACGGGGAUUUCUAGAACCAGAAACACCCGUCUGUAAAUUUUGACCAACCUGCAAAGCAAGGAGCUCCUUAGCAGCCCCACAGUAACUCUACACAUUAGGAGUUCUUAAAAUACUUGGUCUGUAGGGUAUAAGUACAUAUUGCUGCAUGGCCUUGUGGUCUCCGCUUCCUGUGUAUUCUUAUGAUGACACUAUUAUUAGUGAGCUUUCUAUAAAGGAGAGGCCUGUGCACAUGCCAGUGGUGUCAGGUUUGUCCUGUCCAGUGGUGUUAACA